UUGUUGCUGAGAGAUUUUGGACGUAUAAGGUAUAUCCAGGAGAUGUGAAUUUCCAAGCAAAGAUGAUAUCUUUUAGUGGAUUAGGCAUUGGUUUAAGUUUGGUUUUUGGUUGUCUUCUAUUGGCUCUUGUUGCUGAGCUUUACUAUUUGCUUUGGUGGAAGAAGAGAAUUGCUAGCUCAGAAGUUGAAGAUGAUUACAGCGACUAUGCAAAGGAGCUUAUUGAACUUUUCUGCUGGAAGAAAUCUGCUUCUUUGCAUGCAGCCACCACUAACAACAACAACCAAGAUUUAGUUAAAGAUCAAGUUACCAAUGGUGCUGAGCCAGACCAGGAACUUGGCUCAAGCAAGGAUUUGCCGCUAAAGGGUUUUGGGGAAGAAGGUGUGGAAUCAGAGCUCAUGAGACUUCACAAUCUGGUAGGUCCACCGAGAUUUCUCUUCACAAUCAAGGAGGAAACCAAGGAAGAUUUGGAGUCAGAAGAUGGCAGGUCUAAAGGUGAUAGGAGCAGAAAAGGAUCAAGAACAAGGAGCUUGAGUGAUCUUAUACUAACUGUUGACACUCCUUUUCUUAGUCCUUUGGCUUCUCCAUCCUUGAAGGCAUCUUCCUUGAACCCCUUGGAUUCUUAUCAACGCCAAGGAUUCAACCCUCUCUUUCAAUCAUCGACAGAUGCAGAGUUAAAUAAGCUGCGAUCUUCACCUCCUCCAAAAUUGAAGUUCUUAAGGGCUGCAGAAGAGGAACUUUUAAGAAGAUUGAUGCUAGAAGCUGAGAAAAGGUUACAACAGGAUAAUGGUGGUUCCCUUCAAGAUUCUGGUCUUAAAGCUGUUAAUAGUACACAAUCUUAACAGAAGAGGCAGAGGGGUCUUUCCUUAAAUUCGUUGUUGGUAAGAACAGAAAACCUCUCCAAUAUUUACCACAAUACGCUCCAGGUUCUUCUCAGGUACUGCCAUUGACGGCUUCUCCUGCAAUAUUCAGACCUCUAGACAAAAAAGACAAUGUUCAUUAGGUUCCUGC
Messenger RNA from Durio zibethinus, 1008 nucleotides. Lineage: Eukaryota; Viridiplantae; Streptophyta; Magnoliopsida; Malvales; Malvaceae. The record is from RefSeq and is a predicted model, not a curated record.